CGCCAACUGUGUCUGUGUGUUUUCUGCUUUUGCGAUUUUCUUUCUCCCAUUCUUCAUCACUUUUGGAGCUUCGAGCCGACCAAUCCGUGUUUUUAUUUUCACUAGUUAUAGAACGCACCGCAUCAAAUCUAGCAACCUCUACAGCUUCAAAAAUGCAAUCUGUGCAGUUCUACUUCUAGCUUUUUAUUCUCCGGAAUUAACACCAUGACACCUGAGUGGGUAGUUGAAGUGAACUGCAUCAAUUGGGGCUUUGUGUGUGUGCAGUAUUAUUACCUUUUCUGCGAUUGAUGCUUUAAAUAGGGACCAUGUGGAUUUUGGAAUCUCUUAUCUGUUUUUAGAGUCGGUGAAAAUCAAACACUCGCACCGGGAGUAAAGGGUUUUUAGAUUAUUCUCUGUAACUUUCUUUUUUAACAAUUUUAUUUAAUUUACUCAAUUAUUUUGCUCCAAUUAGCACAUUCUGCUUCCAAAGGAUGUGGAAUAUUGGAAUAAUUGAUUGGGAAUGUAUAGACAGAAAAGUUUAAGUUGUUAGUUACGUUGUGCAGUUCUGAUUAAUGCCUAAAGGGGAUUCUUUAUUUUCUGCAACUGUCGCCAUUUCAACUAAUUCUUUUACUGUAAAGAGGGAGAAAAGAAAGCAAUGAUGAUGACGAUGAUGAUGGGAAGGCUUUUGAAUUAUUUAUUGUUGUGCUCUCAGGUUACGACUACGAUAUUAAUGAUCUUCAUCAAGAAGCUCAAGCCAGAUGGCUGAAGCCUGCAGAAGUGAUGUACAUUUUACAGAAUCAUGAAAAGUUCCAGUUCACCCAAGAGCCCCCACAACAGCCCACAAAUGGAUCCCUGUUUCUGUUUAACAAAAGAGUCCUGCGUUUUUUCCGUAAAGAUGGUCAUAACUGGCGCAAGAAAAGAGACGGAAGAACUGUGGGAGAAGCACAUGAACGGUUGAAGGUUGGAAAUGUUGAAGCCCUAAAUUGUUACUAUGCACAUGGAGAGCAGAACCCUAAUUUCCAGAGGCGGAGUUAUUGGAUGUUGGAUCCGGCAUAUGAGCAUAUUGUUCUUGUGCAUUAUAGAGACACAAGCGAGGGAAGGAACAGUUCUGGAGCUGGCGCACAAUUGUCGCCAGGUUCCUCCUCUGUGUUUAGUCAGAGUCCUAGCCCAUAUUCUACUCAGAAUCCAGGGUCAAUGUCCAUGCUUGGUGAUUCAUAUGAACCUUAUCAGAGUUUCUCCAGUCCUGGAUCAGCAGAAGUUACCUCUGAUGCGUUCAUUCUAAACAAUGGAAUGGGUCACUUGGAUGGAACAGAUGCAGAAUCAGGAACCUCAACUGAACUGGAGGUUACUCAAGCUUUGCGCCGAUUGGAGGAGCAGUUAAGUUUGAACAAGGACAAGUUUGAAGAUAUUGCUGCCUUCAGCAAUAAGCAUGAAACUGCUCAUGAUUCAGACCCUCAGCAAAAUCCAGGAGUGAUCAGCAAGCAAGAGCAAUCUGCAUCUUUCUCCAGACCAGAUGAUCAGGGGAUGUUUUAUAAUGGAAGGCAAGGUGAUGGUGGUGAAUGUUAUCAUGAAUUAAUAGACCAUGGUUGCCCUGGUCGAAAUGAAAAGGCUGUAUGGACAGAGGUGCUGGAAUCAUGUAAGUCCUCAUCCACAAACAAGUUACCACGGAAAAAUCUAUACAUGCUAGAUGGAAAUGAAAAUUCACCAUCUCCUUUGAGAAGGGAAGAAGUUGCCAAUCAGGAAAACAGUAACUGGCUAAACUUCAACAGCAAUAAUGCUGAAAACUCCAUUUUCUCACUACCUCAAGGCAUUGGUGGAGUCAAGUUUCCUCAAUAUUCUUCUAUGGUAGAAACACAAGAAAUUAAUUCUGACUACUAUGCAACAUUGUUUGACCAAAGCCAAAUUGGAGCACCUCUGGAUUCAGAUUCAAGCUUGACUGUUGCACAAAAACAGAAAUUUACUAUUAAAGCGGUCUCCCCAGAAUGGGGUUAUGCCACUGAAACUACCAAGGUCAUCAUUGUUGGAUCUUUUCUCUGUCAUCCCUCAGAUUCUGCCUGGGCCUGCAUGUUUGGUGAUGUUGAAGUUCCUGUUGAGAUAAUUCAGGAUGGUGUAAUUUGUUGUGAAGCUCCAUCUCACCUUAUUGGAAAGGUUACUCUGUGCAUUACCUCUGGAAACCGGCAGUCCUGCAGUGAAGUCAGAGAGUUUGAAUAUCGCAAUAAGACCAAUAGUUGCACCCACUGUACUCAAUUGGAAACAGAACCCACUAGAAGUCCAGAAGAGCUGUUAUUACUUGUUCGGUUAGGACAGAUGCUUCUUUCUGCAUCAACUGAAAAGGAUGACAGCAUAGAUUCUAGAAUUCCUCUCAUAAAACAGAAAGCUGAUGAUGAUUCUUGGAGCCAUAUAAUAGAGGCGCUUCUAUUUGGCAGCGGAACCUCAUCUGGUGCUAUGGAUUGGCUUCUUGAAGAGCUUUUAAAGGAUAAGAUGGAACUGUGGCUUUCUUGCAGAUCCCAGGAAAAAGAUGAAGAGACAGGCUGUUCUUUGUCCAAGAAAGAACAGGGUAUUAUUCAUAUGGUUGCUGGGUUGGGCUUUGAAUGGGCCUUGAACCCUAUUCUCAGUUGUGGAGUGAAUAUAAAUUUCCGUGACAUCAAUGGGUGGACUGCUCUUCAUUGGGCUGCACGUUUUGGAAGGGAAAAAAUGGUUGCUUCACUUAUAGCUUCUGGAGCAUCUGCUGGGGCUGUGACAGAUCCUAGUGCACAUGAUCCAAUUGGUAAAACGGCUGCAUCUAUUGCAGCCAGCAGUGGGCACAAGGGACUGGCAGGGUAUCUUUCAGAGGUAGCAGUAACAAGCCAUCUGUCAUCUCUUACAUUGGAAGAGAGUGAGCUAUCUAAAAGUUCUGCUGAGCUUCAAGCGGAUAUUACGGUUAGUAGUGUCUCCAAGGAAAAUCUCACUGCCAGUGAGGAUCAGACUUCGCUCAAAGAUACCUUGGCUGCUAUUAGAAAUAUAACUCAGGCAGCUGCACGGAUACAAGCUGCUUUCCGCUCUCAUUCAUUUAGAAAACAAAGAGCGAGAGAAGCAGUUGCUGGUAUAGAUAGAUAUGGUAUGAGUGCAGGUGGUACUGGUAACAUUCCAGAGCUUUCUGCUAUGUCAAAACUUGUCUUUCGGAAUGCACGUGAUUAUAAUUCAGCUGCCUUAUCAAUUCAGAAGAAAUAUCGAGGAUGGAAAGGUCGCAAAGAUUUCUUAGCAUUGCGCCAAAAAGUAGUGAAGAUACAGGCUCAUGUGAGGGGUUACCAGGUUAGGAAGCACUACAAGGUAAUAUGGGCAGUUGGAAUUUUGGACAAGGUUGUGCUACGAUGGAGAAGAAAAGGAACUGGUUUACGAGGUUUCAGACAAGAGAUGGACAUUAAUGAAAAUGAAGAUGAAGACAUUCUUAAGGUGUUCCGAAAACAGAAAGUGGAUGUAGAAAUUGAAGAGGCUGUUUCACGGGUGCUGUCCAUGGUUGACUCCCCGGAUGCUCGUGAGCAAUAUCAUCGCAUGCUUGAGAAAUAUCGUCAAGCUAAGGCUGAACGUGCGGGUACGAGUGAAGAAGCAUCAUCAACUUCUAUAGGAGGCGCUUUGAAUAUGGAAGAUGAUUUUUAUCAAUUUCCAUAAGAGCAACGCUAGCCUUGCUAAUCUUCGUUCUUUGAAUGGUCAAUUUCUGGCGUCACCAAUUAGCUGACUUAUUAGUUCGUAUACAGUGUAGAUUAGUAUAAUGGCGAUGAGCUUUUUUACUUGUAAAAUAUGAAAUGGUCUUGGAUGCAAGUAGGGUGCGGUUUUCAAUUUAAUUGGCUUAGAUAUAGGAUCAUUGGAAGAUAUGUUGUAAACAUAUGCAUCAUUGUCGGCUUAUGUAGUUUUUUUUUUUAUGAUUGUAUUAGAAACUGCUCUUAUUGUUGUUAAAGCAUCAUAGUUGCUAAUCCACAAGCAAUGCUCAAGCCCAAGGGUGUCCGAACACACAAAGGGUCCCAA
Abrus precatorius (Indian licorice) is the source of this 3981-nucleotide messenger RNA. RefSeq names its product calmodulin-binding transcription activator 4. Gene Ontology annotation, cellular component: nucleus. The transcript is spliced from 13 exons. The coding region runs from base 760 to 3627 and encodes 955 amino acids. Gene Ontology annotation, biological process: regulation of transcription by RNA polymerase II. Gene Ontology annotation, molecular function: protein binding; double-stranded DNA binding; transcription coregulator activity. The record is from RefSeq and is a predicted model, not a curated record. Lineage: Eukaryota; Viridiplantae; Streptophyta; Magnoliopsida; Fabales; Fabaceae.